This is a messenger RNA of Anthostomella pinea, 255 nucleotides long. Lineage: Eukaryota; Fungi; Ascomycota; Sordariomycetes; Xylariales; Xylariaceae. The record is from the annotation of a GenBank genome assembly.
AUGUCCAAGAUAUUCACGGCCAAGGACGUCGGCGGGUAUAAGGACGAGCAGAGCGGCAUGUACAUCAUCAUCGACAGCGGCGUAUACGACAUCACAAACUUCCUCGACGAGCACCCGGGCGGCGCCAAGAUCCUCAAGCGCAUGGCCGGCAAGAACGCGACCAAGAGCUUCUGGAAGUACCACGGCAAGAACGUGCUCGAGAAGUACGGCGGCAAGCUGAGGGUCGGCGACCUGGCUGAGACAGCGAAGUUGUGA